Paramecium tetraurelia is the source of this 549-nucleotide messenger RNA. RefSeq lists its product as uncharacterized. The record is from RefSeq and is a predicted model, not a curated record. The transcript has 3 exons. NCBI's taxonomy places the organism in Eukaryota, Ciliophora, Oligohymenophorea, Peniculida, Parameciidae.
AUGAAUCAAAUUUCCCAAAAUAUCCUUGUUCAAAAACUGGUUGACUAUAAGUUAAGAAAGAACAAAAACAAGAGAAAGUCGAGCCCUUAGUUUUCACCUCCUAAGAUGCCAAUUUCUCAGAGAUAGACAUCAUUUCCAAAUGGUCAUGCAUAUUCCGUUCAUUAAAAAUUGAAAUCAAUUCAAAGCUAUACCACAGUCCCUGAUUUGCUUGAUCUAUUAAGCCAAAUGUUCCAAAUCAUAUAAUCAUAUGAACAAUAGGCAAGUCAUCUCUGGGCCAAGAAUCUAGAUAUGUUGAAACAAAUUAAGAUUCCCAUCCUUAAAGAAAAUGAAGAUCUCAAGUAGGCAUUAGAAACUUUAAAACAAAAUGAUAUUCAAAAUAGUGUGUAUGGCCAAUUAAAGGAGUAUGACUAAGUUCAAAAGCCAAAGCCUAAGCUCAUUGAUUUAAAACACAUCAAUAGAGAUUCAAAUUUUUAAGAAGAAUUCCUAUCAAAAGUAGAUGAAUUUAGUCUAUCCUGGCGACAAGAAGUACAACAGCUUAAAUAAUUAUGA